Durio zibethinus is the source of this 1475-nucleotide messenger RNA. RefSeq names its product SNARE associated Golgi protein family. Gene Ontology annotation, biological process: autophagosome assembly. The record is from RefSeq and is a predicted model, not a curated record. Gene Ontology annotation, cellular component: endoplasmic reticulum. NCBI's taxonomy places the organism in Eukaryota, Viridiplantae, Streptophyta, Magnoliopsida, Malvales, Malvaceae.
UGUUUUCUUCUACUCCUAACCCAAUUCCCAAAUCUCAUUAAAGUAUCUUCCAAAUUUCUAUUUUCUUUUCUCUCCGUUUCAUUCAAAAUUCAAUUCAUUUGUUCGGAAAUGCCAUAACAAUGAUUCUUUAAGUCCACAAUAUUUCAUUACAAAUUUAGAUUUACUAUUAUUAUUAUUGUUUUGUGGGAUCCCAAGAAGUUCCCAACAGCUUUGUCUUUUGUCUUGUCGGUGUUGUAAAAUGGCGGCGCCGAGGAACGUGUUGAGGGACGAAGAGACUGCUGCUGCGGCUCUGUUGAACAACGGUUGUAAGGAAGACGUCGAUUCCCCGACAGGGAAGAGGUUAAAAUCGGAAAAGUUUCCUGUUUCAAGGUGGGAAUUCGCUGUCUUUUUUGGGGUUUUCUUGAUCUUUUCGACCGGUUUGUUCUGCAUCUACCUUACCAUGCCCGCCACCGAGUACGGGAAACUCAAGAUCCCACGCUCCAUCUCUGAUCUUCGCUUGCUCAAAGAAAAUAUUGCAACGUAUGCAAAAGAUUACCCAACACAAUUCAUUUUGGGUUACUGCUCAACUUAUAUCUUCAUGCAAACCUUUAUGAUCCCUGGUACAAUUUUCAUGUCUUUGCUAGCUGGAGCUCUCUUUGGUGUUAAAGGCCUUUUCUUGGUUGUCUUUAAUGCCACAGCUGGAGCUUGCUCCUGCUUUUUUCUGUCUAAGCUGAUUGGCAGGCCCUUGGUUGGUUGGUUGUGGCCUGAUAAAUUAAGAUUUUUUCAAGCAGAGAUUACGAAACGAAGGGACAAGUUACUGAAUUACAUGCUCUUUCUGAGAAUCACUCCAACUUUGCCCAACCUAUUUAUCAAUUUGGCAUCGCCAAUAGUUGACAUACCCUUUCAUGUGUUCUUUUUAGCAACUUUUAUUGGCUUAAUCCCAGCCUCCUAUAUAACUGUCAAAGCUGGCCUUGCACUUGGGGACCUUAGAUCUGUCAAGGAUCUCUAUGAUUUCAAGACUUUGUCCGUGCUUUUCCUUAUUGGAUCAGUCUCCAUACUUCCUACCCUUCUAAAGAGAAAGAGAAUAUAUGAAUAAGGUUUGUAGUGAGUAUGUGGCAUCCUCCUUGCAAUGGGGAUUAAGAAUAGAAAUAUUGACACUGUUUAGGAUCCAAGAAAGACUAGAGCGUCGCGGAAUAUUGAAGAUCUAGCAUUCAUCUUGUGAUACACGGGUUUUGUGUCGACACAAAUAUGAAAAACAGAGGGAAUUCCUUUUCCUUUGUUUUUUCUAUUUGAUGUAUGCUAACACAAAUCAUCUCCCAAUUGGAUUAUUUACAAACAUUUGGGAGAAAUGUGUUAUACCCAAUUUACUCUUGUUGACAACUUCAUAAUCUAGCUUUAGAAUAUGUUUAAAAAAAAAAACUGUACCGAUAAUAUAUUCUGUAAUAAUAGUUUCAGUACCCUAUUAUUUCUUUGGUAUUGGUGGUUUUGCUGCUGAU